GUUAUCGCGGCAUUAUGCUAGUAACGUGGUUCGCUGUAUAACUUUUCUAGAUAUAUAGAGUAAAUAUAGAUGUUCGGCGGCGUGUUGCAGCUUAAAAAUGAACGAUGGAACUGAAAGUGAAGACAGCUCCUAUUUCAUGGAGGUUUACGACCGAAUUCAUGCAGUUGAUCUCGUCUUAAGAGGUAGUGACCAUCCAGACAGCAUCGAGAUCUCUCCAUCUAAAAUUCAAACCAAGAAAGGGGAUGGCACAGUUGAGACUUAUCCUUUAGUUGUGAACAUUGAACCUACAUCAUGUACAUCUAUUCAAAAACAUAUGAAUGAAGGUAUUGGUAUGCGUUUACAGCUCCGCGACUCAAAUCCUGAACCUCAGACCAGUUUGUUAAGUACAACAGUGAAGAGAGUUUCAAAUGAAAUCAGUCGUCUCGAACGUGGGUCAAGCCAGUGUGGCUGCAAAACUUGUGGUCUAACACUGUUUGUUAAAAAUGUGAAAUUUAACCGAGUUCUGCCAUUACCUUCACAAAGUUGGAGAGAUCUCUUUAACAAUUGGUCGUGUUGUAGUCAUUCACACAAACAAAAAGAGAGCAACAAAGAAAAAGUGACAACGCCAGCUUUUGUUACAAAUGGAGUAUUAAAACCACGUGAAAAUGAUUGCCUUAUCAGCGACUUUCAUAUCAUGGUGCACACUAAGACAGUGGAGAGGAAAAAUAUUUUACUUCGAAAAUUGGACUACCUACCAAAAGAGGGAGCUCUUACCUCAAGAGAAAUGAAAUGCUCUCGUUGUCGGGCUGUGCUUGGGGAAGCUGUUGGUUAUGAGAAAAGCACCAUAGAAGCAUACAAGCUUAACAAAAACAGCAUUGAGGUUCUAUCACUGAGAAAACACCUAUCUGAGACGUUUGUAAGGCCCGUCUUUUUCAGUGAAUUCUUUCUUGAACGAAUCCUUGCACAGCAGCUGUCGAACGCGGUUGACGUGCAUGCGACCCACAUGUUUAUUGUGCAAGACUUGAAUGAGAAAGUGCAUGUGCUGAUUCGAGUGAUGAACACAAGCACAAGGUUGUAUGUAAACAACGGAAAAUCUGUGAAUGAAAUCACAGAAUCAACCCGGGAGUUUUGCAGCAUUUCUACAAAUGCCAGAAUUCAAUCAAGUAACGUGAAAAUGAAAAAAGGAAAAUCAACAACAGAGAAUUCUGGUGUAUGUCACCAUGGCAAUGGAGAUGGGCAUGCAAGCCACAGUAAAGGCAGACAAAGUCGACAGUUCACGGAAAUUACUGAAGAAUCGGAUCAAGUUGAGAACGAUCGCAUAAGAAGGGACGGCCCUCCCUGUAUGCAGGGGAAUAAAGUUGCUGAAGUCAUCGAAAAAUUAUUUUCAUUUUCAACUCAUCUUAUCUCAAUAGGGCGUACAUGCAAUGAGAUACGAGAGGCCGAUCCAACUGGUUGCGAACGUAUUGUGAAAGUUAUGUAUGCAAGUACAGACAAUCCAAAAAUGAAACAGCAAACAGCCAAGUGGUUAAAAGACGAACGGACCCUCACACUUACCUACCCACAUGAAAUAUGUGUUCAGAUGUUGCUUGUACUUGUCUCCAGCACUCUUACAAUGCCAGUAGCAUAUCGUGUGUUCGGUGACUUUGUGGUCGGGUUUUUGCGCCUUGAUUGACAGAUCGUUUAUUUUAAAAAUCAAUAUUCCAAAAUUUCCAUUCCAGUUUAAAAUUUAUUUAAAUUCCAAAACAAAAAAGCUGGAUGAAAAAAAUAUUGCAGUUUGAAACAUUUAUUAGAAAUAAAUGAAAUUUUCACUGCAGUAAGAGCUAGUCUAGUAUAGCUAACGCAUAAAAUAUUAUUUAUUCAAUAUGUUCCACUGAGUGCUGACAAUACAACUAAACGCUAGCGUGUAAUUUUUAGGUCUGAAAUGUGUUAAAUGUUUACAUUAUAGUUAAUUUUGCAAAGCUGCCUAAAUCUAUAAACUGCUCUUUGUUGAACAACUGCUGCUGUUAUAAAACGUGCUGUUUGGAUCGUUUACUGUUCAGUUUAUAAUUUUUUUUAUAAAACUUGUUUCUUUGCCAAAUAAACGUUUUCAAUAAA
Molecule: messenger RNA, 2073 nt
Organism: Ciona intestinalis (vase tunicate)
Lineage: Eukaryota; Metazoa; Chordata; Ascidiacea; Phlebobranchia; Cionidae
Source: RefSeq, a predicted model, not a curated record